Molecule: messenger RNA, 2991 nt
Organism: Zea mays
Lineage: Eukaryota; Viridiplantae; Streptophyta; Magnoliopsida; Poales; Poaceae
Exons: 7
Coding region: 1536-2114 (192 amino acids)
Source: RefSeq, a predicted model, not a curated record
AUCCCCCGACCUUAGUGCGCGUUUAAAGUUAUAAAUUUCAAGUUUCGCCUAUUCACCCCCUCUAGGCGACUUUCAGAGAUGAUCCAAGACGCCAGUAAGAUCGUUUGUUUUAAUUGAUGUUUUUUUGUUUGUAUAGAAUUGAUUGAUGACCAUGGCCAUGGAUAUAUCUUCCCUCAUCUUCAUGAAGGGAAGAUUUGGGGAAGGAGGUAGUAAUUGGUUUUUAUGUCGAUAUGAUUAGAGAGUACUCCUGAUUAGACCCUCUUUUUUUCCCAUGUGUUCAUCUUAUUUUUCUUCCAUGGUCUUUUUUGCUUGUUCAUCUAAGACGUCGGUGGGCAUGAAUCUAUUUUCCCCAUUUGAUUAGACGCUCUUUUUUCCCAUGUGUCCAUCUUAUUUUUUGUAGUUGGCCCCACAUGCUCAAGCGACGAGGAAAGCUUCAUACAUCGUUGGAAUGGAUCCACACCAGAGCGUGCAUCCGACCUUGGCGCUCUUCGGCCGAGCAGCACACCAGAGCGCGCAUCCGAACUCUCGUUCGGUGGGGUGGGGGACGGCUCGCCAUAUAAAUUUCCGUCUCCUGCUCCGACCGAAGUGGCGCCCCAACGUGCAAACUACUGCCGCCCUCGCCCUCCUCCGGUACCACGUUUUCAGAACGCCCGAUCAAUCACGAAUCGUGAUUAAUCGACGAUUAAUCGCCUGAUCAUAACUUCGGAGGCGAUUAGGGCUAACGGCGUGAUCAAAUAAGUGAUAGUGCGAUUAACCGCGACUAAUCGUCAGAUCAACACAUGGACGAUCAGGCCCGCGUCUGCUUUGAAAAUUGGAAUUUUGGCCCGGUGGCCCACUUGACUUGCCAACUAUUUUGGCCCACCAGCUCAGCCCAUAUUCCCUUUUCCCACGUGAACACAGGCAGCUGCAACUGCAACGCGUGAAGCCGUGAACACGGGCACACCAGUACGACAGUACCACGCCACAUGAACUCGUGAAGAAUAGAGCCGCCACUGAGGAACCCUAGCGACGGCGGCGCGCUACCGGUGACAUCGUCCAACUCGGCCCCUCCAUCCCCGACGCGGCGGCGCCAGCGUGCAAGUACGAUUCCCUUCUCAGUCUCCACGGCUCCACCAGGGCACCAGUCCAUCUCUUAUCCCCCGUCCCCAGUCCCGUUCAUCUCUACAGGUGUUAGGAUACUUGGAUUGGAGUCGAGUGCUAGGCUGCUAGUGCUAGUGUUCAAAGCCUGAAGCCAUGUCCAUGGGCGUGUGGUUGUUGCCUGUUUGUCCACCGGCAGUUCAAAGCCUGAAGCCAUGUCCUGGCGGCCGCGAAGAACCUGCGCAGUGCGCACGGAGGCCGCCUCGGGAGCGCAGAGCGAUUAAUCGGGCUGAUCGUCGACUAAUCGUAAUUAGUCGGCUGAUCGCCCUUCUGGCGAUCAGAGGCUAAUCGCCGAUCUGAAAACUUUGCUCUGCUGGUGCUGCAACGGAUUCGGAACCUGCUGCUGCGAUGGAUCCGGGACCUGGUUGCUGUAACGCAUUCAGCUCCUGCUGCUCUUAAUGGUCUGUUCACAAAUUGCAGCUCAGCGUGCAGCCAAUCCUAACCUUGAUAAACUAUAUAUUACAAAAUUCAUGAAGAAAUUGUUUCUUAUGCCUAGCAAACGCUUCAAAUGCAAGGAAAUGGGUCAAGAGAAAAUCGAAGGGAGCGAAAACCGACUAGGCCACCCUUCGAGAGCGCCCCGACCCAGGGAACUAAGCGAACGCGAAGAGUUCACUUUCCGGUUAGUUGAGGGUCAUACCGAUGGUGCUCUUUUAAGUUAUGCAGUUGCUGCCUCAAGCUUUCUGCCUCCCUUUGCCAGAGCUAUUGGCCCCACAUGCUCAAGCGACGAGGAAAGCUUCAUACAUCGUUGGAAUGGAUCCACACCAGAGCGUGCAUCCGACCUUGGCGCUCUUCGGCCGAGCAGCACACCAGAGCGCGCAUCCGAACUCUCGUUCGGUGGGGUGCGGGACGGCUCGCCAUAUAAAUUUCCGUCUCCUGCUCCGACCGAAGUGGCGCCCCAACGUGCAAACUACUGCCGCCCUCGCCCUCCUCCGGUACCACGUUUUCAGAACGCCCGAUCAAUCACGAAUCGUGAUUAAUCGACGAUUAAUCGCCUGAUCAUAACUUCGGAGGCGAUUAGGGCUAACGGCGUGAUCAAAUAAGUGAUAGUGCGAUUAAUCGCGACUAAUCGUCAGAUCAACACAUGGACGAUCAGGCCCGCGUCUGCUUUGAAAAUUGGAAUUUUGGCCCGGUGGCCCACUUGACUUGCCAACUAUUUUGGCCCACCAGCUCAGCCCAUAUUCCCUUUUCCCACGUGAACACAGGCAGCUGCAACUGCAACGCGUGAAGCCGUGAACACGGGCACACCAGUACGACAGUACCACGCCACAUGAACUCGUGAAGAAGAGACUUUUGGGAUUAUAAAACGCCGCGGAUGUGGCUUCGACGAAACGGAGGCGUUGGCGAGGGUUUCGCCGAUAUGAAAAACCAGGGGAAAGACUUCACUCUAAAAUAGACUGACAAUCGAUAUUAGCCGUUGAGAGAACGAAUAAUCAUCCUCCGUCCGCGCGCCGUUGUCUUCUCCCGUCUCCUUCCCUUCUCUCUCUCGCCGCCGGCACUGGAGACGCUACUAUGGUUUUCUCCUCCCCAUUCUCCUCUCUUCCUUCCAUCCGAGAUCUCUUCUUCGUUCUCCAUUUGAGCGCCAGACGCAAGCUUCUUCAGUCUCCAUUUGAGAUCUCUUCUUCUGGGAACUGCUCAAAGGGCCUCGUCGUCCGUCGUGGUAGUGGUGGUGGUGGUGUGCGCGGGGCGGGAGGGGAGGGGAGUCGUCACUGCGCCGCCACAAUGCUCACAGUACCAGGAGCUGCCCUGCGGCGGGCAGGAGCUCGAUAUCGACACCGCGCUCAAGGAUAGAAUCCUCGGGGGCGCGCUGGAGCCCGUGGGUGCGGCGACGGGGGACGAUGGCAAGCAGCCCGUGGA